AUGAUAUCAGUAGCAUUUCAUGGAACAAGAGCAUAUCUUAUAGACAAAAGUCUUAUACCAAUAAUUCUUCUAUGGAUUGACCCAGUUGUUGGAUAUAACUUCAUAACUUAUGAUUCAUUCGAUACGGAACGUUGCAGUGAAGGCUUACUUUAUAUUGUUCAGAAACCGAAGGACUUCAAUACAAAGAGAUAUAAGAUAGGAAGAACAUAUAAUAUAACUCAAAGAUAUGACAGUACAGUCAAUAGAGUCAAGGUUGUGUUCGUUAAUGAUAUGAGAGCUGCAGAAACAGAACUGCUUGAAGUUUUUGAGAAAAUGUAUGGUGCUCCCAUGAAAGGUAAAGAAACGUUUGAAGUAGAUGAGAUAGAUAAAGCUAUAAAAUUAUUUGACGAAGUUGCUGAAAAAUACAUGUAA
This is a messenger RNA of Trichomonas vaginalis G3, 411 nucleotides long. Its product is annotated as organellar and viral DNA polymerase type B. The coding region runs from base 1 to 411 and encodes 136 amino acids. Lineage: Eukaryota; Parabasalia; Trichomonadida; Trichomonadidae. The transcript has a single exon. The record is from RefSeq and is a predicted model, not a curated record.